Molecule: messenger RNA, 3430 nt
Organism: Panicum hallii
Lineage: Eukaryota; Viridiplantae; Streptophyta; Magnoliopsida; Poales; Poaceae
Product: pentatricopeptide repeat-containing protein At1g73400, mitochondrial
Exons: 2
Coding region: 216-1871 (551 amino acids)
Molecular function (GO): protein binding
Source: RefSeq, a predicted model, not a curated record
CAGAUUCGUGCGAAAGGAUUCUUUUUUUCCGGUGAAAUCCCAUCCCCAUUUUGACACAAGAGAGCGCACACAUCGCCGGGCGCACCUCCGGGCGCCUCGCCGCUGUGGUAAUCGCAAUUCCCAAUUCUCCACACCCUCCUACGCAGGCCGCCCUCAUCAUCUGCGCCGACCUCCGAAUCCACCACCGUCCUGCUUGCCCCCGGUUCCCAAACCCCAUGAUGAACCUCCCUUCCAGGCUCCGCCAUCUCCGCUGCCUUCUCGGGGCCGCGCCCUUGCCAACCCUUGGCGCCACACACUCCCCCAAUCCAUCCUCCUUCCGACCGCCACACCUCACCAGAAUCCUGCCGCUGCGGUUCCAUCCACCAAUCCUCCCAGCGCGGCGGCUCUUCUCCGAGCACGCCAUCCUCCCCACUCACCUCCAGGACGAGCGCUUCGCCGCGCUUUCGGAUAGCAUCUAUGAUGCCGUCAUUAAGACGGAGGCGGAAUCCAGCGAGGGCACGGAGGCCGCUCUCGACGCGUUGGGCGCCGAGCUGACUACCCCGCUCGUCGCCGACGUGCUGCACCGCCUCCGCUACGAGGAGAAGCUGGCGUUCCGGUUCUUCGCUUGGGCGUCGCACCAGGAUGGGUACAGCCACGAACCGGCCACUUACAACGACAUCAUCGACAUCCUCUCCGGCACGCGGUACAAGAGCCGCCAGUUCGGUGUCCUCUGCGAUGUGCUCGACCACAUGAAGCGCCACGGCACGAGGUCGGUGCCGGUUGAGGACCUGCUGGCGAUCCUGCGCGCCUACACGGAGAAGCACCUCACGCACAUGAGGAAGCUGGCCAAGAAGCGGCGGGUUCGGAUGCGUACGCCGCCAGAGACCGACGCGCUCAACGUGCUGCUGGACGCGUUCUGCAAGUGUGGGAUGGUCAAGGAGGCAGAGGCGGUGUUCGGCCGCGUGAAGAGGAGGUUGCUGGGUAAUGCCGAGACAUACAGUAUCCUGUUCUUCGGGUGGUGCCGAGCGAGGGACCCCAAGAAGGCCAUGAAGGUGCUCGAGGAAAUGAUUCAAAUGAAGUACAACCCGGAGAGUUUCACCUACAUUGCAGCCAUCGAUUCGUUUUGCAGUGCUGGAUUGGUGUCAGAGGCAAGGGAGUUGUUUGAGUUCAUGAGGACUGAGGGAUCAAUGAUAUCGUCACCCACAGCCAAGACGUAUUCGAUUAUGAUUGUUGCACUAGCAAAGGCUGAUCGGAUGGAUGAGUGUUUUGAACUGAUUUCGGAUAUGAGAAGUUGUGGGUGUAUGCCUGAUGUAUCGACUUAUAAAGAUUUGAUUGAAGGGAUGUGCUUGGUGGGUAAACUGGAUGCUGCCUAUCGUGUGUUGGAGGAGAUGGGGAAGGCUGGAUUUCCUCCAGACAUUGUCACCUACAAUUGCUUUCUUAAGGUUCUUUGCAGUCUUCGAAAGGCUGAUGAUGCACUUGAACUUUGCGAGAGAAUGAUAGAGGCGCAUUGUGAGCCCAGUGUUCAUACCUAUAAUAUGCUGAUGGUGAUGUUCUUUGAGAUGGGAGAGGCACAUAGAGCAUUAGAUAUCUGGCAUGAGAUGGACAGACGAGGAUGUAAACGUGCUAUUGAUACCUAUGAAAUAAUGAUUGAUGGUCUGUUUGAUUGCGGAAGAACAGAAGAUGCAAGUGCUCUUCUAGAUGAGGUUAUAAACCGUGACAUGAAACUUUCAUACAAGAAGUUCGAUGCUAUAAUGCUGCGGUUAUCAGCUGUAGGUGACCUUGGUGCGAUACAUCGAUUGUCUGAGCAUAUGAGGAGAUUUUACAAUGUUGCGAUGUCAAGACGAUUUGCAAUCACUCAGAAGAAGAAGAGCAUAGGCCAGAGAAGGAAAUGAGUACCGUUACUACAGAUGCUGUGGUUUCUUGUUACUGUGGAUAAUCAGGAGCUUAUUCAAAGGGUGGUUGAUGUAUGCCAGCACACAUUGUUGGAGCAAUCUGGAGUGCAAGAAGCACUGCAUGAACUCAUUCAUUUGUUGAAUUGAACCACGGCUGUGAGUAUCAUUGCAUUUGAAUUUAGAUAACAUGUACAAGGUAACCCCCAACCCCACCCUUUUUGUCGCUACAUGCACAAUACACCGAUCCACUAGUGCUGGAAAUAUUAUCUGCACUCUUAUUUUGUUUGAAUCCUGUGAAGCAGGCCUCUUUUAUGGCCUUCUUGUUCAUGUGGGACCCUUUUGUUCCUUAUUACGAUCAAACGAAACAUGUACUGUAUAAGCCUAAUUCCUGCAUUAAACAUGUGACCUGCACCAAAUUCCUCAACUCUUGUCUACAUGUUUCUCAAUAUCAAUUUUUUGGGUUAUUUCAAAACUCAGCUGCUCCAGGAAACAUUUUACUGAUAGCUUGUUACAAGUUUGUUUUCCCUAAAAUGGGACGGAGUUGCACCCUUUCCUCUAUUAGUAGUGUGAUUGUAUGUAGAGGGUGACAAUGACUGAAAUUUGGUCGUUUUGGCUAGUGUCCAAAGUUGAAACCUAACUGUAGUAUAUUUAGUGUGUGCACUGAAGCUGCAUCAUAAUUGUGAUGCUAAUUGUGGCUACAGAUGCUAAACUAGUAAAUAAAAAUAUGCACUCUAGCAAUCACAAAAGAGAAAAGUGAAACAAACAAACGACUUUAGUGCUGACCAAGAAAUUUGGUAGACCUCUAAUAUCAGUAUAACUGAACCAAGAUUCGACCACUGGUGCGAGUAGAUAGAUGGACUAAUGGUUUGGUAAUGUAUCAGCUAUCGGGUAACUAGCAUUAAGGUUCAUCAGGCUUAACUUAAUGUUCAGGCUUGUACCUCCGUACUUGCAGGAAACGGCUACUGGUUAUCUACAACAUAUCGUGCCAAAAGCCAAAGGCUUAUGACCAGCGUGUCUCUCUGGUUCUUGUUCAGUUGCUGUACCAAGCAAUCAAGGACUCAAGGCUCUGAGCCUGUGAGCUAGACUUGCUGCACAGCCUUUCUCCAGCUGAGAACCUGGAACGCACCGUGCCAAGAAACCCUGGAAUUGAUAACUGUCCAUCGGGUCUUUUCACAAAAGAACCUCCGGUCCCAUCCAUCGGAUGCCUUCAAGCGAGCGCAGGUGAAGUUCUCUGAAGUCGAGACCUUGCGGGGGUCCGGCCGAGUGCUUCGGGUGUCGCGAUGUUUCAGGAGUCCCGAGGUUAAAAUAUGGCCGUGGGCUGUGGCUCUGACGGAAAAGAUAUCUCCGGUUUCCCGUCCGGCCGCCCCUGCCCCUUGCCGUGCGUGAUUCUCCGAGCCAAGCAGCUGUCUGACGCUUCAGUCUGUGAAAUCUGCAUCUCUUUUAUUUUUCCUUUUGGCUACCUCUAUUCUCGCAGAGGAAUCUGUAUGCAGUAACCACAUGUGGAAAGAAUAGGAACCAAAACAUGCCAUUUUUUUUUCCUUGAACGCUAAAAUUCCCUA